AUGUCGCUCUCUAUCGAUGGAAAGCUUCGCAAUAGGGUUUUUGAUAGCUGGCGACUCGGUCACGAUCCAGGCCCCUUGCGCGCGGCCGCGCCGCUGCCGGCGCCUGUCCGGUUGGCGGCGAGCGACGCGGUCGACUACUUGCACACCCGCGCUGCAGCGCUGCGCAACCACCUGGUGCAGAGCGCCGGCCGUUUCUAUGUUCUGACGGGCGCGGCGGGCGGCGCGCUGGAGGUGUUUGAGGUCGCGCCGGGCGAAGGAGGGGGCGUGCCGCUUGCGGUGGUACCCUUGGCAGAGCUCCCAGCCCUGGAAGCGGCCGACCCCACCACCCAGCCGGCCGAGCCGCCGCUGGACGCAUCGCUGGCCGCCGCGCCCUUGGCGCCGCUGGCCGGCGCGGAGGGCGGCGCGGGGCGCCUGCUGCUGGUGUCGGAGGGACGCGGGGACCUGAGAGCUGUCGAGUUGCGAGAGGGCGGCGCGGUGCUGCGGUCCGCGCCGCUAUUCCCACUGCGGCCGCGGGCGCCGCUGGCGGGCGUGCGGCCGUUCGUCCUACUCGAGGCGUUCCCUGCUGCAGGCGCAGGCGAGCCGCGGCGCUGGCACGGGGGGUUGAGCUGGGUCGGCAGGCCGUGGAUGGGGCGGCGAUGGCCUGCAGCUCUGCCGUUUGGCGGGCCGCCGCCGCCCGGGCUUUGGGCCCCUGGAUGGGAGGCGCCUUGGGGCUUGGUCCACUGCAUUGUGUGGGCGGUCAAGGAGGCGCCGCCCGGCGGCCUCAGCAGCGGCGCCCGCCGCCACUGCGAGGUCUGGGCGCUGCUGCUGCGGGUCGAGUCGCACGCGGGCGACGCUUGCGAAGGCGGCGCCGCGCCGCCGCCGCUGUCGCUGUCGCUCGAGUCGGCGCAGCGCCUGCAGGCGACCGCGGACGUGCCGCACGCGUGCGCCGCGGCGCCGCGGGCCGGCGCGCUGCUGCUCGCGGCCGCGCCGCCGCCGGACGGCGAGGAAGACGCGGGCGCCCACACGCACGCGGGCCUGGGCGCGGCGAGCGGCGGGAGCGGCGCCGACGGGGCCGCAGCGCCUGCGAAGCAAUCGCCCAGCGCAGGGGAACCGGGAACAGGGGGCGCCGGCGCCGGGGGACGUGGCGAGGGCGUUGAUGCUGUCGGGGAGGGCGAGGGGGGGGACGAGGAGGAUGAUGGGGACGACGUCGACCCCCGGACGCUGGCGCAGGCGGUGGCGCGGCUGGCGCAGUUUACGAGCGAGGAGCACCUUGGUGGGGCUUAG
Messenger RNA from Monoraphidium neglectum, 1263 nucleotides. RefSeq lists its product as hypothetical. The record is from RefSeq and is a predicted model, not a curated record. Lineage: Eukaryota; Viridiplantae; Chlorophyta; Chlorophyceae; Sphaeropleales; Selenastraceae. The coding region runs from base 1 to 1263 and encodes 420 amino acids. The transcript is spliced from 4 exons.